UUCACCAAUUUCCCGGAGUACUAGUCUUAUGCGGAUAUGUGGAGAACGUUCUUACAAUAUGGGAGGGUGUUUGAUAUUUACAGCCCGAAUAGGAGAAGUAGGAACGGAACCAGAUUCGGGUUCGUGAGGUUUUUGGAAGUCAAGGACAGAAAGGAGUUGGAACGGCAACUGGAUCAGAUCUGGGUUAAUGACAUGAAGUUAUGGGUUAACAGGCCGAGGUACGAUGUUGAAAAGAUCAAAAGCAAGGAGAAAAGAACUAGCGGGGAAGGAACUUCUCAGUGGCAAGCUCAUAAAUAUGAUGAGGCCAUGGAAGGAAAAAUCAGAGGAGAAAGGAUGCCUCAGAAGCAAAACAGAAGUUAUGCUGAGGUGGUGAAAGAAAACCAGAGGGAAAGAUCUUUUGAAGAAGAUAACAUUCAAAUUCAGUCAUCUCAGGAAAGAAGUAAUAGCAGAUUGAGGUUCGGACUUCACAAUAGGGAGCCAAGGAAAAGAUGGCAGGAGAAAGGAAGGAGAGAAGACUGGGUUGGGAUGGAAUAUAAUAUCAAACCUGAAGAAUAUUCAUGGCUCAAAGGGUGUUAUGUGGGCACAGUGCACUCAAUAGAUAUGGUCCGCAAUUUACAAGAGAAAUUUUACAUGGAAGGGUAUUUUUCUUGUAAAAUUUGUGCGAUGGGAGGAAGAUUAGUCUUAUUGGACUGUGAGGACAAGGAGGAACUUAAGGAUCUGGUGGAGAUGGCAGCAGAUUGGCUAGGGCAAUGGUUCGAAAAAGUGCAGCCUUGGACACCAGAAACGGUUGCUAAUGAGAGAUUUGUAUGGGUGAGAUGUCAAGGGGCACCGUUGAACGUUUGGGGAGCUGAUUUCUUUCAAAAAAUGGGCAGUUCGUGGGGGAAAUUUAUUUGCUUGGAUGACAGUACAAGUAAAAAGAAGAGAUUUGACAUUGCUAGAUUUUUAAUAUCCACCCCGAUUACAAACUCAAUAUCAGUCUUGAGGCAAAUCAAGAUUAAUGGGAUCAUUUACAGCAUUAAAUUCACCGAGGAAGAAUUCACUAAUAGUUUUUUUUCUUUGAAGCAAGACUUUAUGCCUUCUUUCCAAAGUGAUUCAGAGGAUCAGGAGGUGUGGUCAACUGAGAGUGAAAUGGAAGAGCAGAAGUCCGAAAAUGCAGGGGAGAAGGUGCAGGAUGAAGCCGAAGGUUGCCAGGAAGAAGAUGAUGACGUGGUGAGAAGCGUUGGGGAAAGAGAGAGAACGGCUCAAUGCAUAGAAAGUAAGGAAAUUCAGAAGUCAGCGGAAUUGGUGGAAGACAGCCUGGAACAAUUUCAAAAUUUGAAAAUAGUGGGAAGUAACGGAGGGGCAGAAACGGAGUUCAAAAAUCAGGGGAAGCUGUCAUCAUCAACGGGCUACGAAGGGAAGAUUGGGGCGGGUUUGGACUCAAAAAAAAGUGAUCCAGCAUGCAUGAAACCCACGAGACAGGGAGAAAGCCUAGAGUGUGUGGAGUCUACCAAUAUGGGCUUGGCCCAAGGAAGCUUGGGGGUAAUUAAAUCAAAAUCAAAGGGUAUUAUGGAUUUUUCCAGAGUUAAAGACUCUGCAGAGGAUAAUACCGAAGAAGGUGCAGAUCUGAUCUGGGAAGGUUAUGAGAGCGAAAAUGGAAGCAUGCAGAGAGGGAUGAGUAAGCUAAGCGAAGGAAUCACCAAAAGGAAGGGGCACCGGGUUAGAAACUGCAGUUCGGUCUAUUUAAAUACAGAUGAAAUGGACAGGGGAAGAGGGAGAAGCCGAGGCCGAGGAAGGGGAAAGCAGAACGGAAUGCCAAGGGGGAGGAGUUCAAUACCAGAAUUUGUGCCGAGCCCCAAUGGAAAAGUUGCAGGAGAAUCUGUAGGCGAUUCCGAAAUCCAUCAUUGCAACAAGGCUCUAAAGAAGAAGAUGCAGAUCAGAUUUGCGAAUGAGAUAUGGGAGCUGGCAAAGCAAUUGGGGGCAACGACGGAGGAUGAGGAGGAGAUAAUCCGGAGGAUUGAAGAGAUGGAGAACAGAGAUAGACAAGGAAAAGGGAGCGCGGGAAUCCAAGGGGAAAUUGGUAGCAAGAAGAGAACAAAAAAAGUCCUGAAGGAGUGGAGUGCUAAGGCGGUGACGGAGAUGGACAGUAGAAUAAAGGAUGCUGAAAACAUGAUAGCCGAGAUAGAUGAGAAAGGAGAGAUCAAUCAGCUAGCCACAGAUGAGAUUGAAUUGAGGAGAAAUAGCUUUCUUGAUUUAUGGAAGAAUUUAAGAGUCAAGGAGAGGAUGGCGCAACAAAAAUCAAGGAAGAUGUGGCUAAAAGAAGGAGAUGCGAAUACAAGAUUCUUUCACAACUGCAUCCAAGGAAGGUGGAGAAGAAGUGAAAUUAAUUCUAUUCAGAUAGAUGGUGAACAGCUCACGGGAGUGACAAAAAUUAAAGAAGGGGUGGCUAGGUACUUCCAAUCACUGUUCACAGAAGAAAGAUGGAAGAGACCAAAGUUAGAUGGGGUUAGUUUCAAGCAAAUAUCACAAGAGGAUAAUGAGCUUCUCAUGAAAGUAUUCUCAGAGGAGGAAAUAAAAGAAGCAAUAUGGGAUUGUGACUCUUCCAAAUCUCCAGGCCCAGAUGGAUUCAAUUUUAGAUUCAUUAAGGAAAUGUGGGAAGUUAUAAAACCGGAGGUAAUUGCUUUCAUUCACGACUUUCACAAUCAUGGUAGAAUUGUCCGUGGAGCCAAUGCAUCCUUCGUCGUGUUAAUUCCAAAAACAGAAAACCCUCAGAGAAUUGAAGAGUAUAGACCCAUCUCUCUUAUAGGGGUCAUGUACAAGAUCAUAGCAAAGCUGUUAGCGAACAGGCUGCGAAAGGUGCUACCCAAAGUCAUCGGGGAGCAGCAGAUGGCAUUUAUUGGGGGUAGACAAUUGGUAGAUGGGGUUAUCAUUGCAAACGAAGUGAUAGAUGAGGUUAAAAGGAAGAAGAAGAAGUGCUUCAUUUUUAAAGUAGACUUUGAGAAAGCCUAUGAUAAAGUAUGUUGGGAAUUUCUGGAAUACAUGAUGAUGCGGCUGGGAUUUAAUGAAAAAUGGAGGAGAUGGAUACUGGAGUGCCUAAAGUCAAGUUCGGUUUCUGUUCUUGUAAACGGUAGUCCAACAAGUCAAUUCUCGGUUAGCAAAGGCAUUCGACAAGGUGACCCGUUAUCGCCAUUUCUUUUCUUGAUAAUGGCAGAAGGGUUGAAUGGCCUAGUGACAUCGGCAGUGGAAAAAGGAAUAUACAAAGGAGUGAGGGUAGGGAAUGAAGGUGUCAUGGUGUCACAUCUACAAUUCGCGGAUGACACGGUAUUCUUUGGGGAGGCAUCGGAAGAUAACAUAAGAGUGGUGAAGACUAUUAUGAGGAUCUUCGAGCUGGCUUCAGGACUUAAGAUCAAUUUCGGGAAAAGCCAUUUGAUGGGGGUGGGAGUAGCAGAGAGUUGGCAAACAGAAAUGGCAUAUAGAUUGCACUGUAAAGAAGGGGAACUCCCAUUUAAAUACCUGGGAAUCCCAAUAGGGGGGAACAACAGAAGGAAAUCAAUGUGGCAACCGAUGAUACAAUCAGUAGAGAGGAAGCUAGCUAGCUGGAAGGGCAGAUACCUUUCUAUGGGAGGCCGUAUCACGCUCAUCAAUUCAGUGUUGUCUUCUUUGCCCGUGUUCCUAAUGUCAGCCUACCUAAUCCCAAAAGGUACACUCCUCUCAAUAGAUAAAAUACGUAGACGUUUUUUAUGGGGCGGGGGGGCAGAGGAGAGGAAAAUAAAUUGGGUAAGUUGGGGGGAUGUAUGUAAAAGAAAAGAUGAGGGAGGGCUGGGAGUGAGAGAUUUGAGGAAGUUUAAUUUGGCGUUGAUGGGGAAGUGGUGGGGACGGUUAGCAAGAGUUGAUGAAGGACUAUGGAUGAAAAUAAUAUCAGCGAAAUAUGGCAAGGGUGGGAAGCAUUGGAUGGAUUGGAUUAAAGAGAACAACGAAGGGGGUUCCUUAUGGUGGAGAGAUGUGUGCUGUCUAGAUAGAGUGAAUGAGGAGAAUGUAGGAUGGCUGUCGGAGGGUUUUAGAAUGAAAAUUGGGGAUGGAAUUGCAACAAGUUUUUGGUGGGAUGAUUGGGGAGGGGAGGGAUGCCUUGCUAACAAAUUUCCUAGGUUGUAUAGUCUGUCAACAGGGAAGGAGAAAACAUGCAAUCAAAUGGGCAACCUAAGGAGUGGAUCGUGGGAAUGGAAGUUAUCAUGGAGGAGAAAUCUUUUCGAAUGGGAAGCUGAAGAGGUCGCUGAUCUAGAAAGAAUGAUAGAGGGCGUUAAGAUUACUCAAGGCUGGCCUGACAAGUGGGAAUGGAUUCACGAAAAGGAGGGGCAAUACUCAUCAAAAUCAGCAUACCACCUUUUACGAACUGAUCAAAGAGGACAUAACGGAUCUUCAAUUUUCAAAAGAACAUGGAACACAAUUCUCCCGUCCAAAGUAUCAGCAUUCAACUGGCAACUAUUGUUGGAUAGAAUUCCAACCAAGGUGAAUUUGUUGAAAAGAGGGAUUAUUAAAGACUUGGAGGAGAGCAAGUGUGUUAUAUGUAAAGAACAAGAAGAGGAUUCAGCACAUCUAUUCUUAAGGUGCAAGCUGACUCGAUGGCUGUGGGUGGCAUGCGCCAAAUGGUGGGGGGCUGAGGCUAAACUCGACAUCGACAUUUCAAAGACAUUUGAUAAAUUUGGAGAUUGGAGCAAAGAGGAAAAAACAAGACAAGGAUGGGACUGCAUAUGGAGUACGGUUGUGUGGACUGUGUGGCUUGCUCGCAAUCAGAAACUUUUCCAGCACAAAGAGAUAAAUGCGGGGAAGCUAUUUGAAUUAAUUCAAUUGAGAUCUUUCACAUGGUUUAAAGCAAAAAAUGACAGGUACGUAUUCAGCCUUUCAGAUUGGAUGGUGAACCCGACAGAAUGCCUUAGAGGGCACAAUGCUGGACGAACGAAAAAGAAAUUGAGACUGAUGGGUUAAUUUGCUGCAUGAACAUUACCUAGUUGGAGGUAUGAAUUGAUGAAUAGUGGGGUUCACAAAGAUUAUAUUGAGCAAUUAUUGACUGUAGUAGAUUCAGCCAUAGUCAAUGCAUGAUCAAUAUCUCGUGGGCCUGAUGGGGUAUAGCGUGUGAGGGUUUGUUGAUCUGUACAGGGGGAUAUGUUGAAAAGGCAAAAGAUGGCAGAUUCCUCGUUACGGACAUAGUGUCGACACUUUCUCUUGGGUGUCGACACUGUAUAUAAUGUUUUUAUGUUUUUGUUUUUAUGGGUUUGGAGUACCCCUUGUAUUCCGCUUAAUAAUAAAUAUCAUUUUUGCUG
Molecule: messenger RNA, 5297 nt
Organism: Rubroshorea leprosula
Lineage: Eukaryota; Viridiplantae; Streptophyta; Magnoliopsida; Malvales; Dipterocarpaceae
Source: the annotation of a GenBank genome assembly